GGGCGGAGCAGGCGGCAAUUUGCGGCCAGCUCCGGGGUGGUGAGUUGUGCGUUGGUCCCUGGGCCUGAGCUUGAGCUCGGGCUCUCUCGCUUGCGAUGUCUCAAGAUGGCGGAGCUGGGCGAAUUAAAGCACAUGGUGAUGAGUUUCCGGGUGUCUGAGCUCCAGGUGCUCCUUGGCUUUGCUGGCCGGAACAAAAGUGGACGGAAGCACGAGCUCCUGGCCAAGGCCCUGCACCUCCUAAAGUCCAGCUGUGCCCCCAGUGUCCAGAUGAAAAUCAAAGAACUUUACCGCCGACGCUUCCCCCGGAAGACACUUGGGGCCUCUGAUCUCUCCCUACUCUCUUUGCCCCCUGGAACCCCUCCUGUAGGCUCCCCUGGUUCUCUAGCUCCCAUCCCCCCAGUCCUCUUGGCCCCUGGUACCCUGCUGGGCCCCAAGCGGGAAGUGGACAUGCACCCCCCUCUGCCCCAGCCUGUGCAUCCUGAUGUCACCAUGAAACCAUUGCCCUUCUAUGAAGUCUACGGGGAGCUCAUCCGGCCCACCACCCUUGCAUCCACCUCUAGCCAGAGGUUUGAGGAAGCGCACUUUACUUUCGCGCUCACACCCCAGCAAGUUCAGCAGAUUCUCACAUCCAGAGAGGUUCUACCAGGGGCCAAAUGUGAUUAUACCAUACAGGUACAGCUAAGGUUCUGUCUCUGUGAGACCAGCUGCCCCCAGGAGGACUAUUUCCCUCCCAACCUCUUUGUCAAGGUCAAUGGGAAACUGUGUCCCCUGCCGGGUUACCUUCCCCCUACCAAGAAUGGGGCUGAACCCAAGAGGCCCAGCCGCCCCAUCAACAUCACACCCCUGGCUCGACUCUCAGCGACUGUUCCCAACACCAUCGUGGUCAACUGGUCGUCUGAGUUUGGACGGAAUUACUCAUUGUCUGUGUACCUGGUGAGGCAGUUGACUGCAGGGACCCUUCUACAAAAACUCAGAGCAAAGGGCAUCAGGAACCCAGAUCACUCCCGAGCACUGAUCAAGGAGAAACUGACUGCUGACCCCGACAGUGAGGUGGCCACUACAAGUCUCCGGGUGUCACUCAUGUGCCCGCUAGGAAAGAUGCGCCUGACUGUCCCUUGUCGUGCUCUCACCUGCGCCCACCUGCAGAGCUUCGAUGCUGCCCUGUAUCUACAGAUGAAUGAGAAGAAGCCAACGUGGACAUGUCCUGUGUGUGACAAGAAGGCUCCUUAUGAAUCUCUUAUCAUUGAUGGUCUAUUCAUGGAUAUUCUUAAGUCCUGCUCGGAUUGUGAUGAGAUCCAGUUCAUGGAAGAUGGAUCCUGGUGCCCAAUGAAACCCAAGAAGGAGGCAUCUGAGGUUUGCCCCCCGCCAGGGUAUGGGCUGGAUGGCCUCCAGUACAGCCCAGUCCAAGAGGGCAAUCCACCAGAGAAUAAGAAGAAGGUUGAAGUUAUUGACCUGACAAUAGAAAGCUCAUCAGAUGAGGAGGACCUACCCCCAACCAAGAAGCACUGUCCUGUCACCUCAGCUGCCAUCCUGGCCCUACCUGGAAGCAAAGGAGUCCUGACAUCUGGUCACCAGCCAUCUUCAGUGCUACGGAGCCCUGCUGUGGGCACAUUGGGUGGAGAUUUCCUGUCCAGUCUCCCACUCCAUGAAUACCCACCUGCCUUCCCAUUGGGGGCAGACAUCCAAGGUUUAGAUUUAUUUUCUUUCCUUCACACUGAAACUCAGGUGUUUCUUUUGCAAAACUAGACGAAAUAUUCUGGCACAGCGAGACCCAAAUCUGGAAAGGAAUGAAGAAAGCAAAUGUCAUGUCAACAUAUAUAUCAGCUUUAGCUCCUAGUCACAGAUGGUGGUUGCUGUUUGCAUGUGUGGAGCCAGGACCAGAGAAGAACAGCAAUCAGAGAAUUCUUUCACAACUCCACAGGUUGAUGAUGGUGUUGUUAAUCAUAAGGUAGUCACCAACUGCUGACACCUGAGCACCUCAGUUCAUGCCCUGGUAAAUUAAAGCUUUAGGAAGGCUGGUUAAUUGGUACCAUUGGGAAUUAAGCAGGAGGAUACUUAGGGUGAAGAGUAGUAAUAGAUGGUAUCCAAAGCAGUUGAGUGGAAAAAUGCAGCAAGAUAUGCCAAGGUAUGCCUAUGCUGGUUGCUUACAUAAUGAUUACAUCACUUGUUCAAAUGGGGCAUGGAAAGGAAGUGUCUGACCCAAACCCCAAACAGGGUGACCC
Messenger RNA from Phyllostomus hastatus (greater spear-nosed bat), 2222 nucleotides. RefSeq names its product protein inhibitor of activated STAT 3 (gene PIAS3). The record is from RefSeq and is a predicted model, not a curated record. NCBI's taxonomy places the organism in Eukaryota, Metazoa, Chordata, Mammalia, Chiroptera, Phyllostomidae. Gene Ontology annotation, molecular function: transcription coregulator activity; SUMO ligase activity; zinc ion binding. Gene Ontology annotation, biological process: regulation of transcription by RNA polymerase II; protein sumoylation. The coding region runs from base 106 to 1746 and encodes 546 amino acids. The transcript has 14 exons.